UUUGAACAAAACUCGCAGUUGAGUAUUGAAAAGUGGACAUCCGCUUUCAUGAUAUAUAUGAGCAUUAUGUUUGAACACAACCCUGCUUUAGCACAACAAAUGCUUAAAUAUCUGCGCGAUAUCAGAAUAGCUGCUAGUCGUUCACAUUACUGGUACAAAUACGACGAACAAUUCCGUCUGCGCAAGGUGUCCAACCCAGCUAUGUCUUGGGGUGAUAUACAUAAUGAAUUCUGGCUUCUUUAUGUCACAAAUCAACCAACCAAUUUCAUGUCACAGCAAGGUUCUGAUUCUCAUUUUCAACAACACAACAAACCUAUAACACAUGGGUAUUCUCCAAUCCCAACACAAGCUGAUGUUAAACAAACCUGCAAUACUUACAAUAGGGGUAAAUUCUGCACUUUCUUCCCUAGAUGCCGCUUCAACCAUGCUUGCAGCCAUUGCGGAGGAAAACACCCCAGAGUUACUUGUGCACGAAAAUAAACAUUUGUAUACAUUAGGACACACUCCCAUAAAAAUUCAGGCACUACAAAAACACUCACAGGGUUAUGAACAUUCAAAAUUCUUGCUCAAUGGUUUCAAUUUUGGUUUCAGGCUUCAAUAUCUGGGUCGUAGGAAAGCUCGAAUAAGUAAAAAUUUACCAAGUUUGUAUAAACAUUUGCCCAUAGCAUUUGAAAAAAUCAACAAAGAGUUACAACUCAACAGAGUAGCUGGUCCCUUUCCACAACCCCCUUUUGUAAAUCUUCAAGUUUCCCCCCUUGGGCUAGUACCAAAGAAGGAUGGGGAUAUGCGCCUCAUACAUCAUUUAUCAUAUCCUAACGAGGAUUCCAUAAAUUUUUUCAUUGAUCCCACUGCAUGCUCUGUCAAAUAUUCCAGUAUCGACGAAGCAGCAGACAUGAUUUCAAAGUUAGGGGAGGGCUCUCUUAUGGCCAAGUCAGAUAUAAAGUCCGCAUUUAGACUCUUACCUAUCGCUCCAGGUGAUUUCGACUUGUUGGGUUUCCAGUUAGAAGGUUACUUUUAUUUUGACAAAAUGGUCCCAUUUGGUUCGUCGAUAAGUUGUGCACUGUGGGAAAAAUUUGCUCUUUUCUUGCAUUGGCUCACUCAACAACACACAGGCAACAUCCAUAUUUUACACUACCUGGAUGAUUUUCUCUUCUGCGGACCUAGACAGGAUGUGGUCUGUCAAAAUACACUUGACAAGUUCAAGUCACUCUGUCAAGAACUGGGGGUUCCUAUUGCUUUAGAAAAAACUGUAGAACCAACUACAAAUCUUAUUUUUCUCGGCAUUACUUUCGACACCAACGACAUGACCAUGUCUCUGCCAUCAGACAAAUUACACAAGUUAAAGUCAGUUAUCAAUUCCUUUCUAUCAGCAAAAAAAGUUACUCUUCAAGAACUCCAAUCACUCAUAGGAUUACUCAAUUUUGCUUGUAAGGUGGUAGCUCCCGGACGUGCCUUCUGCAGACGCCUCAUAAAUGCAACUAUUGGAAUUUCAAAACCCCAUCACAGAAUCAGGCUUAACAACAAUAUCAAGCAAGACUUGCGCAUUUGGCAAAUUUUCCUUCAAUCUUACAAUGGUGUUUCUGUUAUACGAACCCAAUUUUUGGAUAGUCAAUCCAUACAGCUCUUCACAGACAGUGCAGGGGGUCAGAAUGGGGGUUUUGGUAUCUAUUUCGGUGGUAGGUGGGCACAUGGAACAUGGCCUCACUCUUGGUUUUUACAGGGUCUUACCAGGGAUAUGACUCUUCUUGAAAUUUUUCCAGUCCUAGUAACAAUUACCAUAUGGCACCAGAGUCUACAAAACUCUAGAAUCCUUUUUCACAUCGACAACACUGCAGUAGUCCAAGUGCUCAAUACACUAACUUCCAAGUCCGAUAGGGUCAUGUAUGUGGUUAGAAAACUUGUUCUUCUGUUACUAAGACACAAUAUUCAAAUCAAAGCAACCUAUAUACACACAAAAGCAAAUUGCAUUGCAGAUGCCUUAUCUCGUUCACAGUGGGCCAGAUUCCGAAGUCUUGCACCGGAGGCGGACCAUUGGCCCACCCCUCUACCACCUCACAUUUGGAACAUUUGGAGCAAGAGGCAUCAAGACUUCUGUACAGAUCUUUGGCCCCAAACACCCACCAGUCUUAUAACACCGCUUUAGCAAAGUUCAAUCAGUUUAGGGCACAGUAUGACUUGGCCCAAAUCUGGCCUGUACCUACAAACCAACUCGUACAUUUCAUUGCUUAUUUAUCAAUCAACAAUUUAUCAUACAGAACUAUAUGUCUAUAUAUAAGUGCAAUGUCCUACCAUCACAAAAUUUUGGGUGCUUUAGACAACACUAGGCAUUUCAUAGUUACCAAGUCUCUCGAGGGUGUCCGGCGGUCAGUCGGUGUCAACAAGGACAUUCGACUCCCCAUUUCAAUCCAAUUAUUUACAAAAAUUAUCCAUUCCCUCAAAUCAGUAUGCCGCUCACCCUAUGAGUCAUUACUUUUUGCGGCAACAUACACUGUUACCUUUUUUGGCUUGUUACGAGUAAGCGAAGUUCUUGCAUUGCAAGCAAAUCACAUUUCUCAAAAUCAGUUGGGUCAGUUUUUCAUUACUAUCAGCUCAUCAAAGACCGACCAAACAGGCAGGAGCUCGGUUGUGCAAAUUCAACAGCUACCUCAGACUCAUUUCUGUCCAUCAUCAACAAUCACUCCAUUCCUCCAAGCUAGACCCCCGAGAAAACCCACUUUAUUUGUUCACAUUGAUGGCUCACCAGUUACACGUUCCCAAUUUCAGGCAGUCUUGGACAAGUCACUCUCUUUUUUACAGGUCAAAGGUCACUACAAGUCUCACAGUUUUCGCAUAGGCAUGGCUACCGAAAUGGCAAAUCAGGGUUUUUCUAAAAAAAAUUCAAGAAUUGGGGAGAUGGACAUCUAAUUCCUUUCUUACUUACAUCCGCCCUCAUAACUCACAUUAGGUUUCCAGUUACAUUCCCAAUUUAUCUAGCACCACUGUAUUUUGGAUAACACUACAUACACACAAUGAAUACAUACAUCAGUAGGACUCAACACUAAUUUUAACAAAGCCUUUUUAGAUUUAUCAGCCUGGAUUGUGGGGUCCUCAAUCCCCUAUUGGGCUGAAAUUGCAGCAGCGGAUAGACCGGGGGGGAAAAACCUUAACCUGCAACCACCUGUAACCAUUCAGUGGAAAGGUAUCCGUGGACUACAAUGGGAAGAUUUCGACAAGACGGUAACAUCAAUGUCAAAAUACCAGACUCCACCAGAAUUCUUCAUCAUUCACCUCGGUUCAAAUGACCUAACCAAAGAUCAAAUGACUUCCAAAUUGUUUUCUGAAAAUGCACAAUGUUCAUUGUAUAGAUUGCAUGCUUUAUGGCCAAAAACAACCCUCAUCUGGUCUGCCAUCCUACCUAGAAGAUAUUGGCAUUUUGCCCCUUUGGGUCUGGGAAACAAAAUCAAUAAAAAGCGGGUCAGAAUUAACAAGUGCAUGAAAAAUUUCAUGGCUGACCAGGUAGGGGGUUGUUACAUCGGCCAUGACCACAACAUCAAGGCAACCGAGCUUGAGUUGUUUCGAUCAGAUGGUACACACCUGUCGAACACUGGUAACAACAUAUAUCUCAACAAUAUUCAAUGCGCUCUACAAUAUUUCAUUGAUGGACAAGGGAACCAGUAUCCAGUGGUUAACUAAAAAGCAACUGUUCACAAUCCCAUGCUUCACAUAUGUACAAUUUUUAUGUUAGUAAUCAGAAAGUUCUGAUGCUUGCCUUGCGCCCAUGAUAGGACCAAUGUUUUGGCCCAAAAUUUUAUUUUACUUCAAAGCAUAAUGUGCUGCCAUACUUGGUUUGGCCUUUGUUUCAUGCUCUUUUAAUUUCAUGUACAACCUAAGGCAAAUAUAAAUAUUAACCGUCUCUGACAA
Molecule: messenger RNA, 3900 nt
Organism: Magallana angulata
Lineage: Eukaryota; Metazoa; Mollusca; Bivalvia; Ostreida; Ostreidae
Exons: 1
Molecular function (GO): metal ion binding
Source: RefSeq, a predicted model, not a curated record